Molecule: messenger RNA, 3324 nt
Organism: Ophidiomyces ophidiicola
Lineage: Eukaryota; Fungi; Ascomycota; Eurotiomycetes; Onygenales; Onygenaceae
Product: Serine/threonine kinase
Exons: 7
Coding region: 1-3324 (1107 amino acids)
Biological process (GO): fungal-type cell wall biogenesis; signal transduction; protein phosphorylation
Molecular function (GO): ATP binding; diacylglycerol-dependent serine/threonine kinase activity
Source: RefSeq, a predicted model, not a curated record
AUGGACGGAGACGACGACCUGAUGGCCAAGGUCUACCGCAAGAUCGAGCGGGAAAAGGCUCUUAUAAAUGCGGCCACCAACAUGCGUCAAUCAACUGAUAAUCCGCUUGUUCAACAGAGGGUGGAUGCCAAUAUCCGCGAUGGGAGAAAAAACAUCGCAUAUCUAGAAGAGAAGAUGAGAGAGCUUCAGAUUCGGAAGAUGAACCGCGAAAGCGCCCACCAACCCGGUUCUCCCACCCAGCAGUGGCAACCUGGUGGAGGCCCACCUCCUCCCCCUAAAGACGGUGCUCAGUACCCUUCCGAUAGGGGUUACACCCAAGGCGGUUCGGGCUCUAUGGCCGGUCAGGCCCAAUUCCAUGACCCCAGACCCGGUGGCGCGCCAAAAGCAAGGCCAAAUUUUAGCAAGCUAGAUUUGAUCAAAUACGAUACCCCUUACCUUGGCCCCAAGAUUCAACUUAUGCUCUCUCAACUAGAAUUCAAAUUGAGCGUCGAAAAACAAUAUAAAGCUGGAAUUGAGAAAAUGGUUAGACUUUAUCAGGACGAGGGUGAUCGAAAGAGCAGGGCUGAUGCCGAGGGAAGGCGGAUUGAAAGCAACCAAAAGAUUCAACUAUUAAAGCAAGCCUUGAAAAGAUACGAAGAUUUACAUGUGGAUAUUGAGAGUGCAGACAGUCCUGACGGCAAGUCAAUUGUGGAACUAUUGUACUCUGGUAUGAAAACUGACUCUCAUGCGUUUGCAGAUGAGAGUUUGAAUUCUCCCAAUAUCCGAAAACCGCUAACUGGCCAUCUUGCAAUGCGUAUCCAUGCUGUGAAAGAUGUUGACCAUGCUGCUGGCUCGAGGUUCUCCAGAGGGCCGGAGACAUUCGUUAUCAUGAAAGUUGAAGAUGCUAUUAAGGCAAAGACAAAGGCGACCCGUACCGAUAAAUGGCCGGAAGAGACCUUCAAUAUUGACAUCGAUAAAGCCAACGAAAUAGAACUUACAGUGUAUGACAAAAGUGGAGAUCGUCCAACACCAAUUGGUAUGCUUUGGAUACGUUUAUCGGAUAUUGCCGAAGAGAUGCGUCGCAAAAAGAUUGAGACAGAAUUCAAUGCUUCGGGUUGGGUAUCAGCCGAUAAAAUGGAACAAGGGAGCGGGAGACCAGACUCCCUAUUCCAGAGUAGUCUUCCUCCAGAUCCUCAUCCUAACCAAGGAAAUCAAACUGGCCAAGGCGCAACGGUUAUGAUCGACUCCUGGUUUGCUCUAGAACCUGUCGGCAGGAUCCAUCUUACCAUGAGUUUUGCCAAACAGCUGAAAGAUCGAAGACCCUUUGAUAUCGGCCUCAAUCGACAAGGCGCUGUCCGCCAAAAGAAAGAAGAGGUUCAUGAGAAGCAAGGACACAAAUUCGUCACACAGCAAUUCUACAAUAUCAUGCGGUGUGCUCUUUGUGGAGACUUUUUGAAAUACGCUGCUGGCAUGCAGUGUUCUGAUUGCAAGUACACUUGUCAUCGGAAAUGUUACCCUAAAGUGGUGACAAAGUGUAUCAGCAAGGCAAAUUAUGAAACAGACCCUGACGAAGAGAAAAUCAACCACCGUAUACCACAUAGAUUCGAGUUUUUUUCAAACAUUUCGGCGAACUGGUGCUGCCAUUGUGGUCUUUUACUUCCUUUUGGCAGAAAGAACGCGAAAAAGUGCUCCGAAUGUGGACUCACCUGCCAUGCUCAAUGCGCCCAUCUUGUUCCUGAUUUUUGUGGCAUGUCGAUGGAAGUCGCUAACCAAAUUCUCGAAACACUAAUCAAGACUAAAAAUUACAAUAGAGCGGGCGGUGCAAUGGCUGCUAAAACUCUUCGGCCUGGAAGUAAGCAAUCCAGUGAGGCUCAAAGGCCCACUGACUCCAGAUAUAGCCAAGCAAAGCCUGUAUCUACAGAUGCCAUUAGUGCUGCCCAUACAUCUUACACCACCCCACAAUCCGGACCUUCUGGCCGGCCCCCUACUACAGCUACAAAUGCUGCAGCUGCUGCGGCUGCGGCUGCAACUGGAAUGCGGCCUCCGUCUCAGCAAACAGGCCUUUAUGACCGCUCAUCUACAGACUACACCAAUUCGAGGCCGUCUUAUUUGGAGUCUCAAGCCCAAUCGAUGCCUCCGGCUCACGCGCACUACGAUCCAAGUGCGUACGCAAGUGUAAAUGCUUUCGGACAGCCACCUCAGCUGCCCCCAAUUCAAGUGUCUCAACAAAUUCCUCCUCAGUACGGGAUGUCUCAGCAAACCCCCAUUUCUACCCAGCCACCUCAAGGCCAAUUUGCUUCGAAAGAGCAGAUUCAGCCUUCUGCUGCAGCUCAGCAGCCACCAAAGCGCGUUGGAUUAGAUCAUUUUAACUUCUUGGCUGUUCUAGGAAAGGGUAAUUUUGGAAAGGUUAUGCUUGCUGAGACUAAAACAACCAAGAAGCUUUACGCUAUUAAAGUGCUGAAAAAGGAGUUUAUCAUCGAAAACGAUGAAGUUGAGAGCACAAAGUCAGAGAAACGAGUAUUCUUGGUUGCGAAUAAAGAACGACAUCCAUUCCUACUUAAUUUGCACGCAUGUUUUCAAACCGAGACUCGUGUGUAUUUGGUGAUGGAAUAUAUCAGUGGUGGUGAUUUAAUGUUGCAUAUUCAACGUGGACAGUUCGGAUUGAAGCGAGCACAAUUUUAUGCUGCUGAGGUUUGCUUGGCACUUAAAUACUUUCACGAGAACGGUGUCAUAUAUCGCGACUUGAAACUUGAUAACAUUCUACUAACAUUGGAUGGGCACAUAAAAAUUGCCGAUUAUGGUCUGUGUAAGGAAAAUAUGUGGUAUGGUUCCACGACCAGCACAUUCUGUGGCACUCCGGAGUUUAUGGCUCCUGAGAUUUUGUUGGAUAAGAAAUAUGGACGGGCCGUUGAUUGGUGGGCUUUUGGGGUUCUCAUUUACCAAAUGCUACUUCAGCAGUCGCCUUUCCGAGGAGAAGAUGAGGACGAAAUAUAUGAUGCCAUUUUAGCAGACGAACCCCUUUACCCUAUCCAUAUGCCUCGAGAUUCGGUCUCCAUAUUGCAAAAACUGUUGACCCGUGAGCCGGAAUUACGAUUAGGAUCUGGCCCAACUGACGCACAAGAAAUCAUGUCACACGCAUUUUUCCGCAACAUCAACUGGGAGGAUAUCUAUCAUAAACGAAUAAGUCCUCCAUUCUUCCCAACAAUAACAAGUCCUACGGAUACAAGCAACUUUGACCAAGAAUUUACGAGCGUGACUCCUGUUCUCACCCCCGUGCAAUCUGUUCUCUCCCAAGCAAUGCAAGAAGAAUUCCGUGGCUUUUCUUAUUUUGCAGACUUCGUUUAG